GUUCAUAAUGAGAUGACUGUAACAGAGCUAAAAAAUCAUGUAUUUCAAGUAUUUAGUGUUCCUCUUGAAGAUCAAAGACUAUUGAUAACUGGACUUCCUUUAAACAGUAAAUUACUUCUUUUAUACUUAGGAAGGAAAAUAUAACCUUAAAUUUUUUUUUUUUUUAAAUUAUUUCUAGAUGUAAAAACCAUAGCAGAUUACCCACAAAUAAAAGAUGGGACCAAAUUGAACUUGGUUCCAAAACAACAACGGAUGACUAAUACUGGUAAACUAGAAGAAAUUAUCAUUAAACAUGUACAACAGCAUUAUAGUACAGAAGAUACAGUGAAAAUUAUGAAAGAAUUUAUGAAGGAAUUUAAUUGUUCUCUUUCACAGUAUAGUUUAGAGGAUUAUGAACACUUUGCAAAAUCAUUGUUACCUGAGGAACAACAGAAAAGUCAAUAA
This is a messenger RNA of Cinara cedri, 444 nucleotides long. The record is from the annotation of a GenBank genome assembly. NCBI's taxonomy places the organism in Eukaryota, Metazoa, Arthropoda, Insecta, Hemiptera, Aphididae.